AUGGCGAAACGGGGAAUUCCUAAAACCCAUGUUAGGUGUGCCUACUCGGCUAGGUAUUCUUUUUUGUCGCUUAUUUUUAGUUUUAUGUUGCCCGUCCCUCUGCUUGCGCUGCUACGUGCUGCCCCGGAUCUUUUGGAAAGCUUCCUUGACCUUUCCCGCACAAUUGCGGUGCGAAUUGCGCUUUCUCGAAAAGCGGGAAAGACCGUUGAUUGGCCCGUGCCCGGCGCGGAGCUGUCGCGGGUUUCCCCCUUUAAAAUGCCAAUGGAACCAGGAAACGGCGCCAGGCCUUUAGGCUUUCCCAACCCUUCGCUGUCUCAAGUAUUGCCUGAUGAAGGCAGGAGGUGUUGA
Molecule: messenger RNA, 348 nt
Organism: Colletotrichum tamarilloi
Lineage: Eukaryota; Fungi; Ascomycota; Sordariomycetes; Glomerellales; Glomerellaceae
Exons: 1
Coding region: 1-348 (115 amino acids)
Source: RefSeq, a predicted model, not a curated record